AAAUUUAUCAUUUAAUAUUAUAUAUUUUUAGUAUAUAGCAAGACUAUUACCAGAAAGUAACACUGUUUCAAACAAACUAUUGAAUCAAGUAUAUGAACAAUUCCACAUGUUGCACUCUCUCUUACAAUUAAGGGAGAUUGAACUGAUAUCACAACUUGAAGAAAUCUCCAAUCAAAAUUUAGAGAAAUUAGAAUACAUGCAUCAUACAAUUUCUCAACAUCAUAAAGAAUUAUCAUCAGUUUUACAAGAUGCAGAACAAGCAAUGGAAAAUAGUUUAAUUUCAAUGAAUAUUGUUGAUGUUGUAAAAAAACUUCUUUCUGUUAAAGAGUUGCCAUGCUACCUUGUACCAGUAACAACAGAACAAACAGAUGAAGUAAAAAUUCAUUUCAAUCCAGAUUUUCAAGAUAUGAUAAAAUCCUAUGGUAAAAUUGAAGCAUUUAUUACACCAAAAUAUACAUUAAGAAAUGAAUCUGAAAUACCACCUGGAUUUGAGGAUGAUAUCAUUGAAGAGAUUCCUACAGAUACAGAAUCAGUUACUUCUCGAUCUGAAUCAUUUUCGGAAGAUAUACCUGACAUCUCAGUUUUAUCUCAGAAGCCAAAUAGUAGUAAAACUAUAAAAGAAGACAAUGUAUUUGUUACUCAUAUACAAAAUCCUUCAAAUUUCUGGGUACAAAAAUUAAAUGACUCACGAAAAAUGAAAGGUUUGACAGAUUCAAUAAAUAAAUGGUGUUAUAGUUCAGAAAGCUCAAAAUGUAUUCCAUUAUCUUUAAAAAUAGGUAAGCUAUGUUUUUUAUUUUAAGAUUAAA
Messenger RNA from Centruroides sculpturatus (bark scorpion), 806 nucleotides. RefSeq lists its product as uncharacterized. Bases 107 to 799 code for a protein of 230 amino acids. The transcript is spliced from 8 exons. The record is from RefSeq and is a predicted model, not a curated record. NCBI's taxonomy places the organism in Eukaryota, Metazoa, Arthropoda, Arachnida, Scorpiones, Buthidae.